Zootermopsis nevadensis is the source of this 2195-nucleotide messenger RNA. Lineage: Eukaryota; Metazoa; Arthropoda; Insecta; Blattodea; Termopsidae. The record is from RefSeq and is a predicted model, not a curated record.
AUUUUACAUCACCAUCUGGUCGCCAGUGCAAGGUCCAGCGUUGGACUCAUUUUAUUUCUAUCGAUGGACAACUAUGGCUAUAUCUGCGAUAUUGUUUCGAGUAUGUACACUAGCGUUCUUCCUUGCUGAAAUGGUUCGAGCUGACGGCUCCCAGUGCCGCCCAAACGGUGAAUAUUCGACAGCAAUCAACCGACUGAGAAACGACAUACUGUGUUCAUACGACGUGUUCGUUCGUCCAGUUCGACAAUACAACGAUACAGUCGACGUCAAAGUUCGUCUUUCUCUCAGGAGGAUUCAAUUCGACGAGAGGAGAGACUCAUUGGAAGUUCACAGCUUUUUCUUAAUGAAUUGGAUAGACUACCACUUUGUUUGGGAACCAGCCAAAUAUGACAACAUCGACAAUCUUCAUGUGGCAAGCAACACGAUCUGGAUCCCCGACAUCGGUGUGUUUACGUCUGCUGAUGAGACGUCUUUCAGCCUUUACAAGCCACCCACAAUCUGCAUUAUAUACAAUGACGGGGUCGUAGUGUGCGCUCCUGCCUCCACGCACACAGCGAGCUGUUCUGCAGACCUGACGCACUGGCCUUACGACAGACACACCUGCAAUUUGGUGAUGGGCUCUUGGACACACACGGGCGAGAAGGUCAACGUAUCUCUCAUGGAAAGAAGCAUUGCACAAAUGGCUAAAAUAAACAGUUUGAGUGGAUAUCGUAUUCAUUUAAGUCAACUUGAUGAGAAGAAGCCACGCUGCCAACUCUUGGUAGAAACUUUCAUCAUUGGUCUUGUGCAGCUUCGUGGUCUGGCAGUAUUCUUCUUUCCCACUGCAGCCAACAAUUCCUGCAAAGAGGGAAUGCAGCGCAACAACCCAGAAGACAGAAAUCUUAGGGUUGUUCUGAUGCUGAUGACACUAGUGACCUGGACGAAAGGUGAUCAGUCAGCCCGGCUGAUGCUGGCCAUUAUCGACGUCUUCACUCACUUCCUCUUUCUGCAGUACUUGGGAAGCUUACUGCCAGCAAAUGGUGACAGCACCCCUCUGAUAGUGACCUUCUACCGGGACUCCAUGAUUCUAGCGACCAUGGCUCUCUUAACAGCUAUUAUCGUACGAGGUCUGAGGAGGACAGCAAUUUCUCUUCCAGUCUGGAUCUCAGGCCUGUCCAGUUGGAUCGUUGGGAAUCGCUUUGGACAAGUAUUAAUCUUCCAUAAUUUAGACCCAAAGGGUGCUGCAGUCGCUUCUGAGGCUUCUGGAGAAGAAGGUGCUAACCUCGUAGACGUUGCUGGGUCCCAGCCAUCCGACUGGGGGAUUUUCACAUCACUGCUCGACCUGACUUGUUUCGUGAUCACUUUGGUUACGUAUUUCGUACUUAUACUGGGAUUUAUGCCCUGAAUCACGUGUCAAGGCGUCCACUGAUGAAGUUCAACGCAUCUGUCACUUCAGGGAUCCCGACAGAAAUUGCAUGACUCAUCGCCAAGCGCCAACAUCGUGUUAUUUCUGCAUUAAUCGUAUGUGGAAUGUGGGGAUUGUCGGAUUAAAUUUCUUCGUAAAUUUUCCGGGACUACAGCUCCACACACACACAAUAGGCAUCCAUAAACAUAUAAAGAAAGUCAGGCCUAUGAGAUCAACCUGCUAAAAGAAAUACACUUAGCUUACCCAAAAUUAAUUUAACGAAACAGUGAGACGCCUUGCACAAGAUAUUGGUGUAUCAAAAUCGUAAGCAGCCAAAGCCAUAAAGCUUCAACAUCGGCCAUACGAAACAACUUUGCAAAUUGGUUUCUGCAACUCGUUCAUGACGAUCAAGUUAACUCUCAUUUGACUUCUUUUUCUGAUGAAGCGUUGUUUCAUUUGUACUUUCAUGUUCCUCCCAAAACAACUGCCACUGGAUUUCCGUUAAUCCAUAUUUAAUCCACGAAGUUCUACUUCAUGACGUAUAAAGCGUCUGUGCGUGGACUGGGACAACAUUUCAGCACCUCUCAUGACGCAAGUCAGUCGGCUUUAUUGUUAUUAUGCAGCGACACUAGACCAUAUCGGGAAAAUCUCGUAGCGCUUACCUGUGUUAUGCAGUUCCUCCCGAGAGCCGGGAUGUGACCGCCGCGUUUAACUUUAUCAGUGGACGAAUUGUAUUUUCCAACAGAUUAUAAGUGCUGAUUGUCACAUGGAGUUAGCUUAAAUAAACAUUGUCUACGUGACUUUGCAUAAA